Molecule: messenger RNA, 848 nt
Organism: Erpetoichthys calabaricus (reedfish)
Lineage: Eukaryota; Metazoa; Chordata; Cladistia; Polypteriformes; Polypteridae
Gene: isg15
Product: ISG15 ubiquitin like modifier
Exons: 2
Coding region: 111-581 (156 amino acids)
Biological process (GO): modification-dependent protein catabolic process; protein ubiquitination
Cellular component (GO): nucleus; cytoplasm
Molecular function (GO): ubiquitin protein ligase binding; protein tag activity
Source: RefSeq, a predicted model, not a curated record
CCUUGCGCCUCCUUUCGAGUUAUAAAUUGGACGUGAACAGCAGCCGUUAUCUUCUCGGAGAGGAGCGGAUAUAAACCACAGAUUUAGGUUUUGAAAGUCUGGAAAUUCCAAUGGAGCUGACAGUAAAAUUCCUCAAUGGGAAAACAUAUUCCUUGGAUGUGAAUCCCUCCAUUACUGUGAAGCAGCUAAAGCAGAAAAUAGAGAUCCAAUCUAGUCAUCCAGCACAACAUAUGAUGCUAGCAAUUCAGAAUGGACCGACAAAUAAUUUGGAAAAAGAGGACUGGAGUCUUGAUCAAUAUGGGUUGAAACCUGGGACUAUUGUGACAGUGUUCAACACUGAACCAAAGCCCAUGCAGGUGUUUCUGAAGAAUGACAAAAGUCAAACGAAAACCUAUGAGAUACAACCAGGUGAAACUGUCACACAGUUCAAACAAAAAGUCUAUCGGGGUGAAAAGGUUUCUACUGACCAGAUGAUACUUAUAUAUGAAGGAAAGCAGCUGGAGGAUGGCAGAAAAAUGGAUGACUAUAACAUUCAAACUAAUAAGACCAUUUAUCUCAAUCUACGCCUCCGCGGAGGCUAAUGAAAUGUCCUAAUCCAUCCCAGUAUUUGUCAUUGACUGCAGUAUUUUCUUCCUAUUAUAAUAAUGAAAAGGAAAAAAAAACAGCACCUUUCACUUUUGCUUCUGUUCCUAAUUGUAAUAAUAAUAAUAAUAUUGUAGUAAUAUUUUAUAAAAUUGUAGUAAUAUUUUAGGCUCAAUCCAAAAAUAGAAGUGUUCUAGAACUUAAGAUUUGCUGAAAAAAUGUAGCACUGUUUUUUUUAUUUCUUAUACCGUACAUUAUUUUAUAUG